CGUGAUGAAUAAGUACGAUUAAUUAUAAACUCGCAUUUAAUCACAUUUAUAAACAACUAUAAAGCUUUUCCAUGAAUAAAAAUUAAAUAUAAAAUUCUCAAAUCUUUAAAAUUCAUUAAUCAUCACCAGAAAAAACAAUCCCUGAUUAUUUACUUUUGCUAACCUUAAGUACACAGCGCAUUACAUAACCAGCUUCAAACAAACAAAAUUUCAAAGUUGUCUUCGAAAACAAAAGACUCAUCCGGUUAAAAUUCGCAAUAUGAAUCCAAAGAGGGCUAAACUCACAGUAACUGAAUGUAAAUUUCAGUUCACAAUAGAGGAUGUUUCUAAACUAAGAGACACCGUAACAUCGCCCCCAUGUUUCAUCCAGCACUUGCCCUGGAACAUAAUCGUCAAGCCAGAGUAUGAAACGAAGACCGAAAGACGGCCUCUGGGUCUGUCUAUUAUUUGCGAGGGGAACAAUGCAAAAAAAUGGUCUUGUCUCGCUGAUGUUGAGUUCAGUUUGUAUUCCAGUAAAAAGAACCGAAAACCAUUCUCUCGACAACUCCAGCAAGUUUUUACUAGAGACAAUUGUUCUGCAGGAUUCACAAAUUUUAUAACUUGGCAUGAUUUAGUUGAUUCGAGAAAAAGUUACGUCACGAACAAUUCAAUUAUUUUUGAAGUUUGUGUGACACCAAAUGUAGUUGAUAAUGCUACUGAUGAAUUGAACAAGUCCCUGACAGAAGUAAGAUUUCGACACACAUAUAAAAAUAUUUUAAAUAUGCAAGAACCUUUUCUGCUAGGACCAUUUACUGCCUGUGAUUUAUCAUGGAAAAUAUUAGUAAAACCCCCAUCAGUUAUAUUACCAGUAGAACCCCAAGCUAUUGGAUUAUUUCUGCAAUGCAACAGUGAAGUUUAUUCAGACACAUGGAAGUGUUAUGCUAAAGCAGAACUGGGUAUAUGUUCUACAAAACAAAAAGACGAAUGCGCGAUUUUACGAUCAAUCGAACAUGAGUUUUCGGGCAACAGCAACACUUCAGGUUGGAAGAAUUUAGUUUUGUGGAAAGAUUUAUUGAAUGAAAACGAAGAUUACAUAGAAAAUGAUACCAUCACUGUCCAGGCUCAUGUUUCCCCGGCAGAGUUUGACUUGCGUGCAUACUUGAGCGUACGCGAAGGAACAUUUUGGUAUACCGUAGAAAAUAUAUCAAAAGUAACUGUCCCUCAGUCAUCACCGGCUUAUAUAAUCGGAAAUUUACCUUGGAGAAUAAGGGUAACACCAAUUAAGAACAGCGAUGGACAACUGUCCCUUGGUUACUUUUUAAAUUGCAAUGAGACAAAUAAUUCAUCUAAUUGGAGUUGUAAUGCAGAUGCUGAAUUACGCAUCCGCUCUUGUGAGGAUGACAAGAAGUCUUACGUCCGAAAAUUGUACUCUAGACUUUACGCAGCGGGCCGAGACAGCUGGGGAACUAAAUACUUUAUAGCAUGGGAAGAUCUAUUAAAUCCCAGUAAGGGGUUCAUUAAAAACGAUUGUGUCACGUUUGAAGCCUACAUCAAGAUAUUGGAUUAAACCAGUGGAAUUCUGCUUCAUCAAUUACUCUUAUGAUUAAAAUAGUGAAGAAUAUACUUCAUGAUAUUAAUUUAAUAAUAUAAAUAACAAUAAUAACAGAAGAAAAAUUUUAAUAGCUUAAGUUAUAUAUGUAUUGUUUCUUAUCUUAG
Molecule: messenger RNA, 1695 nt
Organism: Microplitis demolitor
Lineage: Eukaryota; Metazoa; Arthropoda; Insecta; Hymenoptera; Braconidae
Exons: 9
Coding region: 260-1546 (428 amino acids)
Molecular function (GO): protein binding
Source: RefSeq, a predicted model, not a curated record